Moneuplotes crassus is the source of this 1238-nucleotide messenger RNA. Lineage: Eukaryota; Ciliophora; Spirotrichea; Euplotida; Euplotidae. The record is from the annotation of a GenBank genome assembly.
AUUUCGCGGAAAUGGACGCUUUUUUAAAGAGAAAGGGCAAAAAGGCACCUAAGAAGAUUGAGAGUAAGUCAAAACCUGAAAACACACAGGGAUCAUUAUCUACGUGUUUCGGAAAAUCAGCGAAGGCUGAUGGUUAUAGUAGUAAAGACUCUAAAUCUUCAAACUCUACGCUUAUUAAGACUCGUUCUAAAAUUCCCGCUAUAGAAGAUGUGGAGAUGGAGGUAGAAGAUGAAAGCAAAACUAGGUAUCAACCAUGGGUAGAGAAAUACCGGCCAAACAAGAUUGAUGAAGUAUCCCACCAGUCUGAAGUGGUUAGCGCACUUAGUAAAAGUGUUGAGACCGGAAAAGUACCUCACUUAUUACUUUAUGGGCCACCAGGAACAGGCAAAACAUCCACAAUUUUAGCUCUUUCGAAGGAACUAUUCGGGCCAAAAUUUUACCGCUCAAGAAUUCUUGAGUUAAAUGCAUCUGAUGAUAGAGGAAUUGGUAUGGUCAGGGAGAAAAUUAAGAAGUUUGCUCAGAAGAAAAUCGCCAAAGCUGUAGAUUCUGAAUAUCCAUGUCCUCCUGUGCAGCUUAUAAUUCUUGAUGAGGCGGAUUCAAUGACCGUUGACGCCCAAUCAGCUUUGAGAAGAACCAUAGAGGUAUAUUCAGCCCAAACAAGGUUCUGCAUCAUCUGUAACUAUGUCAGCAAAAUCAUUGAGCCAUUAGCUUCAAGAUGUGUGAAGUUCAGGUUUACUCCAAUUUCAGAAGAAGCUCAGAUUAAAAGACUUGAAUAUAUAUGCGACAAAGAAGAAAUCAAGCAUGAUCCCUCCGCGCUUCCAGCCCUGGUAGAGGUUACAGAUGGAGACAUGAGGAAAAGUAUCAUGAUGCUACAGUCAGCAGGGAGAUCUUAUGAAACCGAAAAACUCACAGCAGAUGAUAUCUACGAAGUCUCAGGAAAAAUUCCAACUCAUGUGAUUCAAGAAAUUUGGGAGCAAAUUGCUAACCUAGCAGAUGGUGAUACUGAUAUCAGUGAGUUAGCUGAGAAUGUCAUCCAAGAAGGAUUUGAUAUUAUGCAGUUGCUUUCCCAACUGAUUGAUUUGAUAACACAAGAAAAUAUUAGGAGCGUCUCUGAUUUAAAGAAAGCCAGAAUUGCAGAAGUAUGUGCAGAGACAGAGUUCAAGUUGAUUAAAGGAGGAUCAGAGGAACUAAAUGUGUCUUACCUCUUUAUGAGCAUAGGUAACAUUCUAUCUUCCUAA